GGCAGGAGUGGGUGGGUCUUACAGCGUCUCUCUCGUGUUGCUGCGGUCAUCCAUAAUUCCGUUCCAGGAUCAGCUCUUCGAAUUCGGUGCAAAGAUUAAUGAAGCAUGAGGCAAGACAAUAAACUGACCCGAAGUCUACUUCACUGUUAGUACGGGUCACGCGUCGAAACGUCCAAAUGUCCAUGCGGUUACCGUGUUAUUGAACACCGUGACAGAAGCGUCGCUUGGUGCUUCCAACGCGUUGCCUCUAUUGCGUUUAUAUCAUCGACGCGAAGUUAUAAACACCGAUUUUGUGCGUUUGGUGACACGUUGAUAGUGAACAGAUUCUCUUAUUGAAUGCGAGGCUCUGGGGAACUUGUAUGUGCGGUAAUAACAUGUCAGCCCCGCUGCCAGCGAUCGUGCCUGCAGCGCGUAAAGCUACGGCUGCGGUGAUUUUCCUCCAUGGUCUGGGUGACACGGGGCAUGGAUGGGCUGAAGCUAUGGCCGGGAUCAGGACCCCUCACAUCAAGUACAUUUGCCCUCAUUCACCAGUCAUGCCCGUCAGCCUCAAUAUGAACAUGGCAAUGCCAUCCUGGUUUGAUAUAAUUGGACUCGGUCCUGAUGCAGAGGAAGAUGAAUCGGGAAUUAAAAAAGCUGCCGAAAGCAUCAAAGCGCUGAUUGAUCAAGAGGUGAAGAAUGGAAUACCUUCUCAUAGGAUUGUCCUGGGAGGAUUCUCUCAGGGUGGUGCUCUCUCUCUCUACACGGCUUUAAGCACCCAUCAGAAGUUGGCGGGUGUGAUCGCCCUCAGCUGCUGGUUGCCCCUCAGGAACUCCCUCUCGCAGUCAGUGAUCAGCAGUAAUAAGGACAUACCGGUGCUGCAGUGUCACGGUGAUGCCGAUCCACUGGUUCCACUUAUUUUUGGCUGUCUCACUGUGGAGAAACUCAAAACCAUGCUGAACCCCACCAAUAUCACAUUCAAAACAUAUCCCAGGAUGCCUCACAGCGCCUGUCCGGAGGAAAUGAUGGACAUCAAACAGUUUAUUGAGAAGCAGCUUCCCCCCAUAAAGUAAUCGAUAAUCUAUAAUUGGCCGUUCGUUGACAUCGAGCUGCCGCGCGUCUUCAUCUGACUGAAUUCUGCCAAGUACUUCCAAACCCAGCUUGAACUGAGCUCAAAACUGGAACCAAGGAACUGUACUGUACUGAGCUACGCUAGUGUACGUCUGUAGGAGAACUGCACGCUUUUACUAUAGUAAACUGUGUAAUAUUUGACUCGGGCUAAUGAUCGGUUGUUAUAUAUCCUAAAAGUUUCCACAGCAAUGGCAAGACUUAUUUUCUUUGGUUAACAUUGUGAGGCAUUACGUGAUGUCAACACCCAUGUGUACUUGGGUGAAAGGGCUCCUCAAAUCGAGUUGGAAUAAAACAAACAU
Triplophysa rosa is the source of this 1406-nucleotide messenger RNA. It is a transcript of the gene lypla1, whose product is annotated as lysophospholipase 1. The coding region runs from base 360 to 1049 and encodes 229 amino acids. The transcript is spliced from 9 exons. Gene Ontology annotation, molecular function: carboxylic ester hydrolase activity; palmitoyl-(protein) hydrolase activity. Gene Ontology annotation, biological process: protein depalmitoylation. The record is from RefSeq and is a predicted model, not a curated record. NCBI's taxonomy places the organism in Eukaryota, Metazoa, Chordata, Actinopteri, Cypriniformes, Nemacheilidae. Gene Ontology annotation, cellular component: cytoplasm.